Hyalella azteca is the source of this 393-nucleotide messenger RNA. Its product is annotated as splicing factor 3A subunit 2-like. The annotation marks the transcript as partial. The record is from RefSeq and is a predicted model, not a curated record. The transcript has a single exon. Lineage: Eukaryota; Metazoa; Arthropoda; Malacostraca; Amphipoda; Hyalellidae.
UUGUGGCUGCAGCUGCUGCUGCCGCUGCUGCUUCUGCUUCUCAAGCUCCUAUUCCUGAACCUCUUAUUGAUCCUGCACCUGUAGUUUCUCCUCCUGCACCUGCUGUAAUUUCUCCUGCAGCUGCUAUUACUCAACCUGCAGCUGCUGUUAUUCCUCAACCUGCAGCUGCUAUUCCUACUCCUGCACCUGCUGUUAUUCCUCAACCUGCAGCUGUAAUUUCUCCUCCUGCACCUGCUGUUAUUCCUCAACCUGCAGCUGUUAUUCCUCAAUCUGCAGCUGUCACUUCUCCACCAGCAGCUGUAAUGUCCCCUCCUCUCGCUGCUAUCCCUCCCUCUGUAGCUCCAACUAUCGCUGCUGCUGCUGCUGCUGGUCAGGCUGCUGCUCCAGCUGCCG